ACUUGCUUUACUUGCUUCACUUCCCAUGGUCUGGUGGCCCCUGCCAUGUGUCGCGCUGUUGCCAGUACAUGGCGACCUCCUCGCCCGGGAUGGUGUGUCCAGCGUGCAAGAGUGGGAGGACAGCUUGGCCGACGAGACGGCGGCCCUCCGGGACGUGUCUUCUGACGUUUGCUGGCAGGGUGGGUUCACCAAGGAGAGGUGCUGCCGAGGUGAUCCCUCCACGACGUCUGAGUGCUGGGAUGGCAGCUACAGUUUCGGGGAGUGUUGUCCGAAUGCAGAUUGCUGGAUGGGGGACGCCUUCACGUACGACUUCUGCUGCGGGGACAAGUAUGGGGCGACGGGUAACCCAGCAUGCUGGUCUGGAUCAUUCACUCACCAACUGUGCUGCUUGGCAAACGCCACCUCCAACAGCUGGGCCGACAUUUUGGCGUCUGAGAUUGAAACUGAGCAGUUUUACAAGAUGGAUGACUUCUAUACUGAUGCGCAGUACGGAGAUGAGUGGGGGUACUACUCCAAGGGCCACGUCUUGCUUGGCGGAGGAAAGGGUGGUCAGGGAACAGAAAGCACGCAGCAGUUUGCUCACUUUACGACCUAUCCCAUGGCCCUUUCCCCGCAUUUUGCCAGAGUGUUUUGCCGGCUCCUGUUCAUCAUGUGGGUCCAGCUGAACGAGCGCGCCCCGUUCCGAAUCGUGGAGAUGGGUGCAGGCUCUGGGCAGCUUGCCUAUGACACGCAGCAGUGCGUUCGGACGAACGCGCUCGGCCUGGCUCCGGCUCUUUGGCGGCGGUGGGCUGCAGCCUUCGAGUACACCAUAAUGGAGAGGUCUCCAGCGCUUCGCCAGCGCCAACAAGCCCGUGGUUUACGAUCUGUAGCUGGAGAUGCGCAAUCAGCAGCGAGCUGCAAAUCUGUGCUAGCUGCGCUGGCGGCCUCGCCAGCUUGCACAGGCGGCCUUGAUGCGCCCGAAUGCCAAGCCACCGAGAGGGGGACGCCAGAGGCAGGCGCUUCAGUAGUUCUGUCGAACGAGCUUCUCGACGCUUUUGCGCCUGUCAAGCUGCGGUUUGGGCUGUACGGGAAGCCCAACAUCACAGAUUGCAGAUCCUGGCAAGAAGUCAGCCUGGUGCACACAAUCACCGAGGAGAAGCUGCAGGAGCUGUUGCGAGUUCUGGGCUACUCCCAGGACAUGGCAGAUUCUACAAUCUCCCAGGUGCGGGGCUACACAGACGCAACUUUCUGCGCCAUGGCCAAUAGCACCAUCGGCUUGGAGGUUCAAAAGCAGGUUUCUGCCAACACGUCUUGUUUGGCAAUCACCUUCAGCUUGAGCGAGUUGGUGAACCAUUUGGACCUUGGUGUCCCGUUCGCUUCGCACAAUAUGCGGAUGCGUAUCAGGAAGGAUGGCAAGCUUUCAGAUCGACUUCGGAUGAUCACGGAACGUCUCAACAGCGAGUUGCAGACUUCUGUUGCGCUGCCCCGUGAUGUGUACAGACAGGUGCGCCAUCAGCUCCGUGACUUGCCGGACUUGGAGGCUGAGUUUCUGCACGCGACCCAGACGCAUCUCUUCCCCGUGUCCAUUGGGGAGGAGCGCUGCGAAGACUUGCAGUGGUGGUUCAAAGCACACGAAGCCAGAAUCGCUAGACUUGCUCUCUUCUAUCGAAAGUUGGGCUAUCCUGCCCUUCACCUGGUAGUGCGGCCGGGUGAGGACAACUUUGUGGACCUGGUGGACUGCUUGCUAGGACCCACAGGCGGCUUCAAGCUGAGCUUGGACUAUGGCGCCAACUUCGAGGGGCUCGCGCACAGUCUGAGCGUGGAUGGGACCAAUGACGGGAUCUUCGUCCCGCCGAUUCCGCAUGAAUUGAUGGAAGGCCUGCCGGAGUGUCACAACUUCUGGCCAAAGUGUGCCGGGCGAAUCGACUGGACAACUUUUGUGGAUUUCACAAACCUCGCUGCAGCCGGCGAAUGGCGCGGGUGGCGAACCGUGUUUUAUGGCCCGCAGAACCUCUUGGAGCAGCUCAGCCGGCUCAACAUGUCACUGCAUGGGCAGUCCUAUUCGAUUCCCGGAUAUGCAGUGCUCCAAGAUGGUUGGGCAUCCAGACAUGUGAAGGGCUGGUAUGGCCGCGAGAGCGACAUGGAUGGGACUGGCGUGCAGAGGUGGACAUCCUUCAAGGCUUUGUUGCUGGAGAAACCCUCUGCCAAAGAAAGCCUAUCGCCCAUCCUGUUUCCGUCGUGGCAUCUGGAUGCGCGCCUGGUGGAUCCAUGCUGGAGUUUCGACCCUUCAACGGUCCCGCUUGCGGAUUGGAUUCCCAGACAGGGCAACGACCCGCAUGAUGCUCUGACAAAGUUGACAGACGAAAUUAACCAGCAGCUGGGCAGACAGUAUGCCGAAGGCUACGAGGAAGCCCAGUUGGCAGUCCGCCUAGUGGAUUUCCUCGUGGCCAAAUCUGGCUGUGACAUACUCCGCCAAGAAGCUGCAGCUUCGGCCCUGGAACAGCCGGGGAAGUGGAACGCAAUGAGAAAGCGCCUGCUCCUCAAGUGGGGUGACAUGUGGGGCGAGGAGACGGUGACGAGGGUGGCACGCGGAGUCUUUGAGAGGUUGGCUGGCGAAGAUGUGGCAAAUGCAACGUCGCCUUUCGCGUGUGCUGGCCAACAAGCUGCCGCGCUUCUGUGCGACCUGCCAGGCGGUGCUAGCAAAGCUGGAGGCGUGUAAGAAAAGAAGGAGAAAAACAAACAAACAAAGCAAAAAAGAGGGCGGGUGACAGCCCGAUGUCGCGCAGACGGCUGAGCACAGAGAGGGUGACUGGGUAGGUGCAUGGAAUCCGUGCC
Molecule: messenger RNA, 2814 nt
Organism: Effrenium voratum
Lineage: Eukaryota; Dinophyceae; Suessiales; Symbiodiniaceae
Source: the annotation of a GenBank genome assembly